AUGAACGCCUUCUACCUUACAGCCGUAAUGAUUGGAUCGUUUCUCACAGUGAUACCUGCUGGCGUACAGGCAGUCAACCAGGGAUGGCGAGUGUCAUAUCUGACUCUUGCCGCUUUCAACACCCUACUGUUCGUUCUAUUUCUAGUCUCUUACGAAGAAACCAAGUAUACGGCUUGUGUCGAGGGGCUGUCACGCCAAACCUCUACGAACAACGACGAUGUCGUACCACACCCAAAGCAGGAUCUUGAUAAAGUCGCCACCAAUGAGGCCGCCAUGGAACUGGCCACCGAAGUAACCACUUCAGAACCGCUACUCUUCACUGCUGGGGAGAAGUACGUCGACAGAACCAUCCCCAUGCGCUCCAAACGCCAGCGUCUUCAAUGGAUUACCCCCACCGACGAGUCCCUCUGGAGACUCUUCUACACACCGGCCCUCGUUCUCAUAAUGCUUCCGCACGUCAUCUUUACGGGCUUCCAGUGGGCACAAGGAGUCGUCUGGCUCACUCUUCUCGCCACCAUCAUCUCCAUCGUCUUCUCGGCCCCUCCUUACAAUAUGAAUGCUGCCGGGCUUGGCUACCUGGGCAUCGGCCCCAUGAUUGGCAACCUUAUCGGCUCCAUCUACAGCGGCGUGUUGGGCGAUCGUGCCGUCGUCUGGCUCGCAAAGCGCAACAAGGGCUAUUUCGAGCCCGAGUUCCGCUUGUACACGCUCAUUCCGUCCAUUAUCGCGCAGGCUGUUGGCCUUGUCCUCUUCGGUUACUUUAUACAACGGGGCGCCCACUGGGUCUACCCCUCUAUCGGCGGUCUUCUCUUUGGCUUCGGCCUCGGGUCUAUUAGCGACGCUUCGCUGACUAUGGUCAUCGACUGCUAUAUCGAGCUGACCGGCCCAUCCUUCGUCGCGAUAACCUUCAUUCGGAACGCCGUCAGCAUCGCACUACCGUUCAGCGUCACGCCGUGGAUGACUGCGAUGAAUCUACAAAACAUGUUCAUCCUUAGUGGGGUUAUUUCAUUCGUCGUCAGUAGCACAGCAGGCUUGUUGGUUGUAUUUGGGGAGAGAAUCCGCAUGAGGCUUGCGCCGCGGUAUUAUACAUUGGUUGAGCGCCAAGCUCGACUGUAG
This is a messenger RNA of Didymosphaeria variabile, 1113 nucleotides long. RefSeq lists its product as uncharacterized. Gene Ontology annotation, molecular function: transmembrane transporter activity. NCBI's taxonomy places the organism in Eukaryota, Fungi, Ascomycota, Dothideomycetes, Pleosporales, Didymosphaeriaceae. Gene Ontology annotation, biological process: transmembrane transport. The record is from RefSeq and is a predicted model, not a curated record. Bases 1 to 1113 code for a protein of 370 amino acids. The transcript is spliced from 4 exons.